Emiliania huxleyi CCMP1516 is the source of this 1458-nucleotide messenger RNA. RefSeq lists its product as hypothetical. Lineage: Eukaryota; Haptophyta; Isochrysidales; Noelaerhabdaceae. The transcript is spliced from 5 exons. The record is from RefSeq and is a predicted model, not a curated record. The coding region runs from base 1 to 1458 and encodes 485 amino acids.
AUGCGGCCGUCCUCCCAGGUGGCGAGCAGCCUAGUGGCUCUCGCGGACCGCAACACGGCGCUAAUAUCACAGCUAGUGCGGACUGAGGAUGGCGCGGAUCGCCUGGUCGGCGGUGCGGCGCCGUCGCCGCGCCCGUGGCUGCGCAUCGCUCUGAUGUCGGUCGGCCGCUCCUCGGGCGCAGAGUAUUUGCUGCACGCUCUGCGGGCGCUGCUGCAGACGCAUCCGGCUCGUGUCUCGGACCCGCUGCGGUCCUCGAUCGAGAUUGUCGUCGUCAACAACCACGCUCCACCAGAGGCGCACUCGGUGCUCUUGCGCGCGAAGCAGCUGUAUGGCGGCCGUGUCGUGUUCGUGGAGAAGGAGGCGGCGGCGGCGCGGGCCUGCAGGGCGACGCCGAAGGUCAAGGGCGACGUGGCGAAGGAGCCCGUCUUUCGUCAGACCUGCGACCUGGUGGGUGGCCUCGAGGCGCUGCUUGCGAUGCCGCCCGCCGAUCACGUGCUGCUGAUGGAGGACGACUGGCUGGUCUGCCCGAGUGCGCUGCUCGCGCUUCAGUACCUGCUCGACAAGGCGUACGCCUACGACGAGGACUGGCUCGCGCUGCGCGUCUCGUAUGGGUUCAACGGGGUGGUGGUGCGCGGGGGCGCGGACCUGCGCUCCCUGCGGCGACACCUCGAGUCCCACCCGUGGCGCCGCCCACCCGACCACCUGCUCUUCGAGUGGUUCUCGGGCGAGCGGCCAGACACAAAGGCGUAUGCGGCGGGGCGCAGCUACCGCGUGUUUCGUCACAACCUCUUCUACCACAUCGGGGCGCUGUCGACGCUCAACCAGCCGAAGACGCGCUUCACGCCCGGCUGCUACUCGCUGAUAUUCGCCUCCAUCAACUCGCUGGUGCGCAACUCGCUUCUCCGCGCCAAGGCCUCCUCGACGAGCCUCUUUAGCGCAGUCUCGGAGCAGGCGUGCCCGCACGACGACGUCUGGCCGUGCACAGAGGCGCCCCUCAAACCGGCGGCGGCCGCCACCGCCUCGCACGACGCCGGCGAGGUUGCGAGGUGGCUAGCGGCGGCAGCGGCGGCGGGCGACGACACCACCGCCGACGCCGCGCCUGCGUUCGACGUGGCGGCCGUCGGAGGCAGAGGGCCGCAGCAGGAUGGCGCUCAGGAUGGCGCGGGGCGCGCGGGCGGUGUGGAGGUCAAGGCGUUGCCGGCCGCCCGCGACACGCGCGCGGUGGGGUUGCGCGCGCUCAACAAUUGCGAGAGCCUCAAAGCGCAUUUUGCUUGCGCGGCGGGCUGCGAGGCGUCCGAGGGCACGGACCAACCCGCCGAGGUCGUGCCUGACGCGGCGGAGAAGUGGGGGCCCAAGCGGUGCCUCAAGACGAGCGGGCCCGUCUCGUGCGUCGGGAAGCACGAGGCCACUGCGCGCCUUUGCGGGUGCGAGCAGGCUGCGGCGGCGGCGAGCGGGUAG